AUGAGAAACGUCAGUACCGGUGUGCUGUUUCUUGCAUUGAGUAUAUCCUAUACAGUUUAUCUUUUACUAACAUUGUACUUUUUAAUAACUUAUGGUUUUCAUAUUCCUGAUCAAUCAAAUUAUCCUAAAACAUGUCAAUUUCGACAUUAUAUUCAUUAUCUUUCAAAAAACUUUAGUGCAUGGAUGCUUACUACAAUUUCAUGUGAUCGUUGGAUACGUUCACAAUUUCCAAUAAAAUCUAGACGAUUUUGUACACGACGAACAGCUAUUUAUUCAAUUAUAAUUGCAUUUAUCAUUGAUCGUAUUUUACAUAUUCAUAUUAUUACACCAAUGUUUGGUCAAGUAGCACCUGAAAUAAAAACAAAUUGUGGUGCUGAUAGUCGUUAUCCAAAUUAUUCAUAUUUUUAUAAGAAUAUUUGGUCAAUAAUUACUAUUCUUACUGCUAUUAUUAUUCCAGCCAGUUUUAUGAUAUUUUUUCUUAUAGGUGUUUGA
Rotaria sp. Silwood2 is the source of this 492-nucleotide messenger RNA. The record is from the annotation of a GenBank genome assembly. Lineage: Eukaryota; Metazoa; Rotifera; Eurotatoria; Philodinida; Philodinidae.